Molecule: messenger RNA, 990 nt
Organism: Apiotrichum porosum
Lineage: Eukaryota; Fungi; Basidiomycota; Tremellomycetes; Trichosporonales; Trichosporonaceae
Exons: 4
Coding region: 1-990 (329 amino acids)
Source: RefSeq, a predicted model, not a curated record
AUGCUCCUCCAAGACGUCCUCGACGGCACAGCGCCUGCACGCAUGGUGCUCGUGCAUCACUCUAUCGCAGCCCCAGCAUGGCCCUUGCUGCAUGAGCUCACGCAGCGUGCACAGGAGCGACGCGUGCCGCUCUUAUCCAUCAAUGUCCUCCCUUCUGCUGCUGGCUCUAGCAAGCUGGCAGGAUCGAGCUCGGGCGCGAACAAAGUGCUGGACCUGAGCUUGCCGCCUGGAUACGGCGGAGACGGGGACGUUCUUGCGCGCGUCAAAGAAGCUUGUCGCAACCUCGCGCCUGGAACCCAGGUGCUCCUCGACGCACCGGAUGUGAUUGCGGAUGACUACGGAACGACUGUGGUCUUGCGCGUCGUGCGCGCCAUCCUCGCUGCUGUCGGCAGCUUGAGUCUCCCCGGCCGGCUCGUCACCGCACUCCCAUCCUCGGAUCUCUUCACAGACUUGACCUCUGCUACCCUAUCCUCGUCCCUCGCCCUCCUCUACCCACACCAUCCCUUGGCAGUGGAGACUGCCGCGCGCGCCGAGCUCGUCCCGACCUCGAACGAGUCGGGCUUCUGGUCCCUCCUCAACACGUCCACUGCUAAUGGAGAUGGAGAUUCGCUCGCUCUGCGCGCGGCAGACGGCGUCGAGGUCGCGCCGAGGGACCACUAUGUCCUGCAGGUCCUUCUGCGCAAGGCAACGGGAGGAGCAAAGGGCAUGCAGCGGUCUACUGAGGGUAUCAAGUGUGACGAGUCCCAAAGGUGGAGCGUGGUCGCUCUCGACGACAUUGUCCAUCCCUUUCAGGCUGUCGCGUCGACAACAGCAGCAUCUGCUGCGGGCACGACACACGCCGACCUCAACCUCCCCUUCAACCUGUCACUGACAGACCGACAGCGCGCAGAGCGCGGCGCCGUCCCUCUCCCCUAUGCGCAUGAAGGUGAAGGCGCAGACCUGGGAAUGGGCAUGGACUGGAGUGACGACGAGGAGGACGACGAGUUCUAG